Aspergillus oryzae RIB40 is the source of this 714-nucleotide messenger RNA. RefSeq names its product Fe-binding Fe/S cluster assembly protein ISA1 (gene isa1). Gene Ontology annotation, biological process: iron-sulfur cluster assembly. The transcript has 2 exons. Gene Ontology annotation, molecular function: 2 iron, 2 sulfur cluster binding. Lineage: Eukaryota; Fungi; Ascomycota; Eurotiomycetes; Eurotiales; Aspergillaceae. The coding region runs from base 1 to 714 and encodes 237 amino acids. The record is from RefSeq and is a predicted model, not a curated record. Gene Ontology annotation, cellular component: cytoplasm; mitochondrion.
AUGUCCUUCAGCAGAGUUACGGUUCGCUCUCCAGUGACAUCAUCCGCCACGAUGUUGCGCUGUGUGAGAAGCCCCUACAAGACCCCCGCCCAUCGUCUGUUCUCCUCAUAUGGAAAUGCACACCGGUCUUCCAAGCGCGACAUGCAGACCGCUACUGCGUAUCGCCCGCAUUCCUUGCCGACCGCUUUUCCACCUCCCCGGAGCGGCGGAAGUUACGACACCUCUAUCUCAGCAGAUUUCCCUCCGCUCCGAGAGACAGCGACACAGCAGCAAGGAAUCUUCCCAAAUGUCAGUCUCAGAGAGAAUGAGGCGCAGAAGUCCAAGCCCGUCGAAUCCACUUCUCCAGCCCCGAAGCCCGCGGAAAAGCCUAGGAGGAAGCUACGUGCACGGAAAGCGGCUAUGAAGUUAACACCCGAGGCUAUCGUUCAACUCCGUAAACUACUGUCUCAGCCGGACCCGAAAUUGAUCCGAGUUGGCGUAAAGAACCGUGGCUGCUCCGGUCUCGCCUACCACCUCGAAUACGUGGAGAAGCCGGGUACCUUCGAUGAAGUGGUGGAACAGGAUGGCGUCAAGGUUUUGAUUGACAGCAAGGCGUUGUUCAGCAUCAUCGGUAGUGAAAUGGAUUGGCAAGAAGAUAAGUUGAGCAGGAGAUUCAUCUUCAAGAACCCAAAUAUCAAGGAAUCAUGUGGAUGCGGUGAAUCCUUUAUGGUUUAG